AUGUAUUUCGCGUACUUAAUUAAAUUAAUUAUAAAAUUAUUAACAAAUUAUAAAACACAAACAAAAAUGAGUUUAAUAAGAGAUUCUUCAAUUAAAAUUUAUAGAAACUAUGGGAAGUAUUUGAUUCUUGGUUUUGUAAUAUAGUGUCAACUUUGCUUUUUCUUGUGUAUAAUAAAUGAUAUUGAUAUUUCUCCUUCGGGAAUUUAAGAAAUAUAAAAUAAUAGAUCAAUUUCAAGUUUUUUUGUCUGGAUGAGCUCUAAAUUAAUAAGAUUUUUAUUUUUUAAUGGAUUAAUUAUGACUGCUAUCGAGAUAAUAUUAGUUAUUAAAUGGAUAAUUGAAACAUAUCUAAGUUUAAUUAAAUAUACUGUUUAUUUCUUUUUAUUCUGCAUCUUCACAGUAAUAAGCUUGAUAGCAUUUAAAUAUUUAAAUUCUCAACAACAAAUUGAAGGAUCUUAAAUCGAAAAUGAAUAAUCAAUAUGA
Messenger RNA from Tetrahymena thermophila SB210, 480 nucleotides. Its product is annotated as transmembrane protein, putative. The transcript is spliced from 4 exons. The record is from RefSeq and is a predicted model, not a curated record. Lineage: Eukaryota; Ciliophora; Oligohymenophorea; Hymenostomatida; Tetrahymenidae.